Messenger RNA from Suhomyces tanzawaensis NRRL Y-17324, 297 nucleotides. It is a transcript of the gene DAD3, whose product is annotated as Dad3p. The transcript has a single exon. The record is from RefSeq and is a predicted model, not a curated record. NCBI's taxonomy places the organism in Eukaryota, Fungi, Ascomycota, Pichiomycetes, Serinales, Debaryomycetaceae. Bases 1 to 297 code for a protein of 98 amino acids. Gene Ontology annotation, biological process: attachment of spindle microtubules to kinetochore. Gene Ontology annotation, cellular component: mitotic spindle; DASH complex.
AUGCCAGAACCUUCAGACACAGACUACACCAGUAACGGCCUCUUGACGCCGCUCGAGGCACAGGUGCUCGCGCAGUACCGCCUCUUGGCCAAACAGCUCACAGAACUCUCGCUCGAAAUCCAGCAAUUGACCAAUAAACGGGCCCAAUCCGACUCCCAGGCCAACGGUGGCUCUGCCCACCAAUUGUCGGAGAACAUGAGGAACUUGGAGAUGAAGAUAGGAUUGAUCCACACCUUGUUCAAGGGAGCUGUGUACACGUUGUUUUUGGAGCAGGAUGGGAGUUCUGAGAACAAGUGA